Molecule: messenger RNA, 753 nt
Organism: Budorcas taxicolor (takin)
Lineage: Eukaryota; Metazoa; Chordata; Mammalia; Artiodactyla; Bovidae
Gene: FAM133A
Product: family with sequence similarity 133 member A
Exons: 1
Coding region: 1-753 (250 amino acids)
Source: RefSeq, a predicted model, not a curated record
AUGGGUAAGCGGGACAAUCGGGUGGCCUAUAUGAAUCCUAUAGCAAUGGCCAGAUGGAGGGGCCCAUCUCAAUCUGCAGGCCCAACAAUACAAGAUUAUCUGAAUCGACCAAGGCCUACCUGGGAAGAAGUGAAGAAACAAUUAGAAAAUAAAAAGAAAGGCUCCAAGGCAUUAGCUGAAUUUGAAGAAAAAAUGAAUGAGAACUGGAAGAAGGAACUAGAAAAAAGCAGAGAGAAAUUAUUAAGUGGAAAUGAGAGCUUAUCCAAAAAAAGAGACAGAAAGAAAAAGAAAAAGAAGAAAUCUUGUCGGUCUUCAUCUUCUUCUUCAUCAAGCACUGAUUCUUCAAGCAGUUCUCCAGAUUCCGAAGAUGAGGAAAAGAAACAAGGAAAAAAGAGAAAGAAAAAGAAGAACGAUUCAUACAAAUCAUCAGAAAGCUCUCCAUGUGAUUCUGAAUCAGAGAGCAAGGAAUCUGUAAAAAAGAAAAAGAAGUCAAAGGAUGAAACAGAGAAAGAAAAGUGUAUUAGAAGUCUCAGCAAAAAAAGAAAGAAGACUUGUUCUGAGUAUAAACCUUUAUCAUUGGAGUCCUCAUCAGAAUCAGAUUAUGAAGAAGAGAUGCAAGCAAAAAAGAAGAGAAGACGUGAAGAGCAAGAAAAAACAACAGAAAAAGCAAAGAAGAAGAAGAAGAAGAAACAGCACAAAAAACAUAGUAAGAAGAAGAAAAAGAAAUCAGGUUCAAGUCACAAAUCAGGAUAG